Funneliformis geosporum is the source of this 192-nucleotide messenger RNA. NCBI's taxonomy places the organism in Eukaryota, Fungi, Glomeromycota, Glomeromycetes, Glomerales, Glomeraceae. The record is from the annotation of a GenBank genome assembly.
AUGAAAGGAAAUACCAGAGUAAUCAUCUUAAUCAUCAGUGCCUUGGUGUUAUUAUCAGCUGUCAUUACUACUGCUUUACCACAAGAAGAUGAGCAUAAAUGGCAAGAGGUUCCCGACAAAAUUAAGAAAUUUUUCAACGGAGAAGACAAUGAAGAAGAGAAAGCUCCACCUAAAGAAAACAUGAUGGCUUAA